This is a messenger RNA of Colletotrichum orchidophilum, 1626 nucleotides long. RefSeq names its product ankyrin repeat protein. Gene Ontology annotation, molecular function: protein binding. Lineage: Eukaryota; Fungi; Ascomycota; Sordariomycetes; Glomerellales; Glomerellaceae. The transcript has a single exon. The coding region runs from base 1 to 1626 and encodes 541 amino acids. The record is from RefSeq and is a predicted model, not a curated record.
AUGGCCUCAGUUAGCGUUGAACACUCUGCCUUUCCAUCCUCCGCGUCGACUUCCAAGCUCCAGCGUUGGAACGGAUCUCGAGCAAUUGCAAGAGUUCUACGAUGGGACACAACGUGGGCACUCGUCGAAUGCCCCUUCUGCGAGCAGCCUCAUCGGCACGCAAUCAGCUUCUUCCCAAACGGCGAAGAAAACCUACGUCAGCCUAAAUCGAACAGUCCAUACACUUUCCACGGAUUAGAUUCCGACACGAGAUGGUUCGUUGUCGCGCCUUGCCACCACGCUGGGUACACGUACAAGCUCGUCUUUCCCUUCGAAAAGCACGAUGCCGUGAAAACGCUGUCCUGGGAGAUUAGGACGUCAGCUUCACAGGGGACUGACGACUCCCACUUUCAGUGCUUCGAAACGGUUGGUUUCCGGAAGCCCGAAGUUAAUCCAUUGCUACAGCCCGACCAGGCAAGCCAGCGAGAUAGUCUGACCGACCACUUUGAGAACAUUAGCAUCAAAGAUCAGGCUCGAACUUUUGCAGAUGAAAAACGGGACAAUCGCAUGACCCCUAUCCGCACAAGGGACUCACCAGCGUCUAGAGCAAGAGUGAAUGAGAAAGGGGACCGCUGGGGUUGCGUACAUGACUACGUGACUUGCCCUCACUUCAACCACGACCUGCGUAUUGAAGGAACUCUGGGCUGUUCGAGGCUAUCAAUUGAGGUGGCUCAUGGAAAUCGUACCAAUGUUCAAGAUUUACUGAGAAUAGGUGUGGACGUUAAUGCUGGGGACAGCCGAGGCCGCACACCCCUGAUGGAGGCUGCUCUCUGGACUCGCGUCGAACUUGUCGGGUUACUUCUCGCUGCCGGUGCAAGUACCUCACAGAAAGACCGAGACGGGAGGAUCGCCGCCGACUUCGCCGAGGAGAACGAGAGGAACGACGAGGAGAGGGAAUAUCGCCAUGUUGAUUACGCGGAGAAACCGUUCAAGUCAAAGAGCCGUCGACGCCACAUCAGAGCACUCCUUGGAGUUGCGGCUCCUUUAGAUACCGCACUCACCAAGUCUGAUAUCGCCAACUUGUUUCAACCCCGGUUCGUCAAGUCGCCAGACGCCAGAACUGCUCUAUUGAUCAAUCCGAAACGAGGCAUCCCGAUCGCCCGACAGGACCAGACGGUGGGCGUCUUGCUCCGAGGCAGCCCCUUUGAACCAGUCGCCGCCGUUGGCGGUUGGGCCGGCAUCGGCAUCCAGUCCCCGUUACUUGGCGACGGGUACGCUAGGCUCGACUCCAACUACUGGGCGCACAAGACACUGAGCUUUUCAAAGCGGAUCGGGUUCACGUUCGAGGCACAUGAGUUGGAUCCGAGUUCUGCACAAGGCUUGUAUCACGCCAGUCACGUAGAGGCACAGUUGCUCUGCUUCGUCGCGCACAGGCAUCAGUUGUUUGUUGAGGACGUUGAUGACCGUGACAGACAGAUCAGACUCGAGAUUCUGUUUCAUUACCAACAUAUGGAGACGCUCACAAAGGCUGAAAUUGUCAUCAAUCAGAAGCCUUGUCCCAGUUGCAUCUUGUUCAUGCGAUAUUUAGCGAAACGAAUGUGGCUCGAUUUUGUGGUGGUGGUGGCCAAGGAGGUUUUCCUGUCAUGA